AUGACACGUAUUGAUGUCGAUCCAGAAAAUAAGUUCAAGUUUUUUUUCAUGUGUAUAAGGUAUUCUAUACGAGGGUUCCAACAAUUCUGUCUCCCGGUGAUAUGCAUUGAUGCUUCACACUUAAAAGGAAAGUAUCUUGGGUCUCUUUUCAUUGCUGUUGUGAAGGACGGUAAUAAUCAAAUUUACCCAUUCGCAUUCGGUAUUAGGCACAAAGAGGGAAUAGAUACAUGGACGUCGUUUUUGACAUACCUUCGCAUGUGCAUUGGUGAUUUGUCAGAUUUGGCCAUUAUUUCUGAUCGUCAUCAUUCAAUAAUUACAUCGGUCAUGAACGUACUACCUCACGCUCAUCAUGGGUUUUGUAAUUACCACAUAAAGGGUAACAUGCGUUCGCAGUUCAAAAAAACUAAACAUAUUGAAGGACUAUUUUGGAAAGCUGCUAAGGCAUAUCAUCUCACAGACUUUCAAGCUGCUAUGAGUAGAAUUGCUAGAGUAAAUCCUGCUGCAGCAACCUAUUUGAUCGACAUUGGUUGUUUUUUUACAAGUGAGAGAUCUCACCCGUUAACACCAUGGGCUGAGGACAAGCUUGCUCGACAUGUGUUCAAAUCUGUCAAUAUGAUUGUUAAACUAAUCAACAUGCAACAAUACGAAGUUCAUGAUUCAAGACAACAAGUGUUCAUUGUGAAUCUUCUAUAUCGAACGUGUGAUUAUGGAAAAUUUCAAUAUUCUCAGAUUUCGUGUGCACACGUUGCAGCUAUAGCAAGGUAUAAUAACCUAUCGGACUGUGUAAGCUGGGUCAGUACAUACUACUCUACUAAAUAUUUACGUAGGGUAUAUGAAGAAGAUAUUAAUCCACUAGGGGAUCAAUCAACUUGGGCACCAUCAAAUAUGUCUGCGAUUUAUCCUCCAGUGAUGGAGCAACGAAGGUCAGGUCGUCCUUCCAAUCAUGCAAAAAGACCUUUACAAGGAGAGGAAGUUUGA
Molecule: messenger RNA, 978 nt
Organism: Mangifera indica (mango)
Lineage: Eukaryota; Viridiplantae; Streptophyta; Magnoliopsida; Sapindales; Anacardiaceae
Exons: 2
Coding region: 1-978 (325 amino acids)
Molecular function (GO): zinc ion binding
Source: RefSeq, a predicted model, not a curated record